Messenger RNA from Centropristis striata (black sea bass), 473 nucleotides. It is a transcript of the gene tyrobp, whose product is annotated as transmembrane immune signaling adaptor TYROBP. NCBI's taxonomy places the organism in Eukaryota, Metazoa, Chordata, Actinopteri, Perciformes, Serranidae. The transcript is spliced from 5 exons. The record is from RefSeq and is a predicted model, not a curated record. Bases 24 to 350 code for a protein of 108 amino acids. Gene Ontology annotation, molecular function: signaling receptor binding. Gene Ontology annotation, cellular component: cell surface. Gene Ontology annotation, biological process: positive regulation of natural killer cell activation; positive regulation of macrophage fusion; positive regulation of microglial cell mediated cytotoxicity.
CUCCAGAAACCAACAUAAAGAAGAUGUCUGACGCUCUGUGUAUUGUGGGUUCCAUGUUUGGAUCAGCAGACGGACAGCAAGACUGUGGCUCCUGUUACAUGAUAAAUAUGACGUCUGUAAUAGCCAUCAUUGCCUCAGAUAUCAUGUUGACUAUCUUCAUCACUAUUUCUGUGUUCUGCUUCGUAAUGCACCAAAAGAGAAAGAGGGAAUGGAAUUCUCGUGAUACUAAACGGAGUCUUCCAUCAUCAGUAUCAAAGAAAAUGUCAACAGAGGUCACAGAAUCUCCAUACCAGGAGUUACAUGGAGUCCAGUCAGAUGUGUACAGUGAGCUUCGGCACUUUAGGAAAUGAAACAGUGCAACUAAAAAAAACCUCAACCUGUUAAAGCUAAAAACUGUUUAAUACCGCACACUUUUCUACACACUUCUUGUUUUGCCACUUAUACUCUCACUAUAAGUACUAUAUAUAUAUAUA